AUGGUGGUGGCGGGGAGAUCAAAGAACACUAUUACUUCAUGUAUAGGUCAAAGAAGUCGGAGAAUGAAUCAUGGCCAAAUUGGGUGGUUAAGAACCCACGAGAAUGAGGAGGGUUUUGGAAGGCAACCACAGCGGAUGAGGAAAUUUGAGAAUGGAAUGUUGGUGGGGCAAAUGAAGACGCUUGUGUUCUAUCAGUUCAAUGGUGAGAAAAAAAUUAGCAAAGAUGCAACCAAGACGAGCUGGAUCAUGCAUGAAUACAGCCUCGUCAAUAAUGCCCAAUUGUCACAAUUCGAACAUUGGGUGCUCUAUGGAAUCAUCCAUCACAAGAAUAAUGAUCUAGGUAAGCAAUAUGAUCAGAAAAAGAAAGUCGUUGAUAUGGUCUCUGAUCAUGAUCAGUCUUUGGAAACACGUAGAAGCCAAUCGGUCCAAGAGUUUCGAGAAUAUCUAACUGCGACAGUGGAGAAUUAA
Molecule: messenger RNA, 468 nt
Organism: Nelumbo nucifera (sacred lotus)
Lineage: Eukaryota; Viridiplantae; Streptophyta; Magnoliopsida; Proteales; Nelumbonaceae
Source: RefSeq, a predicted model, not a curated record